Messenger RNA from Ictalurus punctatus (channel catfish), 7374 nucleotides. RefSeq lists its product as uncharacterized. The record is from RefSeq and is a predicted model, not a curated record. The coding region runs from base 904 to 3045 and encodes 713 amino acids. Lineage: Eukaryota; Metazoa; Chordata; Actinopteri; Siluriformes; Ictaluridae. The transcript has 9 exons.
UUUGGACCUCCCAGCGUGAGCCACUGAGCAGCGCAGCGAAAAAUCAACUGGAAGGGACUAAAUCGAUAAUGAUUUGAUUACUUACAGCCAUGCACAUAGGCCUACGGUUAUGCGUUCCUGUUCUUUAAGGAUAAACGAUCUGAAUACAAGUACACAGAGUUUUCUUCUGUUUGUGAACUGUUUCUUUCAAGGGCUUCGUCAAUUCUGUUAAGAAUUUUAGGACUAUUUCAAAUGGUUUCAGCUAUUCACCUGUUUGCCACCUGUUAUAGGGACUGUUGAUAUCCGUAGCUUAAGUAUUUUAGUGUAGAAUUAUGGGUAGAAUUCAAAUGAAUUUGUGCUGCGCUACAUUUUGGAGCAGGUCUCGUGGCUAACGCUGGGAGGUCCAAAUAGGUCCACGCAGCGCCGUUGAAACUCUUGUCCAAUGAGUCGCGCGUGUCAGUUGGUCCACGUCGUGCUACCCAGUGGGUUGCGCAGGUAUUUGGUCUAUACUGUGCGGUUCUUCUGAGUAGCUCAGUUUGGACCUGCUUUUGAGUUGUUUGGCUUCCCAUAAGUCACAUUCAAGGGGAAACUGCAGAUAAAAUCACUGCCAUAGAUAUGAAAGUGCACUUCCUCUUAAUCUCUACUUCAUUUCGAAAUUGGCCUGCUGUUCUGUGUGUGUGUGUGUGUAUGCAUUCAGGAUUUCCUUGUGUUUUGUGUUUCAUAAAUGAUUAUAGAGCAGUGCACACUGCAUGUAUGAGUGCUUAUGGGUGGAGGGUGUCACCAUGCCUUUGGCCUAUUAUGGGAUGCUUGAGUGUUAUGUAAUGGGUAGUCUUCUGGGGUGGACAGUUGGAAAGGGAGGUGUGGGGGGAGGAUCUUUCAAGAAGGAAAGAGUGCGAGGGAUAUGAAAAAUCACAUCUAGAGAUCAUGAAAGUGCACGGAUCCAACAUGGAGAGCCUGAGAGUCGUGGGCUUCAGCAUGCUGCUCUGUGUGGCUUUCUCUACAACUCUGAAAGCGAAAGAUGAGACUGUAUUCUUGGGCGAGGAUUAUCAAAUCUUGUUGCCAGCGGGCGGUGCUACGGUGAUCUUCAAGCCCAGGAUCGGUCCAGCACGAGAGCUGGAGAUGAUGAAGAACGGGGAAGUGAUCAACGCGCGGGUCAAACUGAGCACGACUCACCUGAAUCACCUGAUUCUGGAGAAUGUUGGAGAAAGUGAUGAGGGAGUGUACAUCAUCAGAUCUGAGCAAAACCCAAAUAACAUCAAGCAGCUCAAUGUCAUCGUCAGAGAUUGCACAGUGGAGGUGAACGUGAUAUAUGGAAGAGACUUCACUAUUACGCUGCUGGGUAUGCCUGAAGGUGUGGGCUUUCGUCCCAUUGCCGUUGAGGCCAAUCAGACAUCUCAUCCGGCAUUAGAGCUGCUGACAGCCGAAGGACACGUCCAUGAGAAUUACGCGGAUCGCCUCAGCAUUACCGAGCAGCACGUCGUACUGAAAGCUGUGACUGGGGCUGAUGAAGGCAGCUACACCAUCACUCUAACCGGUGGGAAAGUGGGCAAAAAGAUAUGCCUUAAUGUGAAAGAGGAAUUGAAGUUUGUCACAGUGCCAUACGGAGGCACGUUUAAGCUGAAUCUGCACUUGAACAGUUCGUCUGCCCGUCUGAUCUUCUCACCCGACUUCGGCAGAUCUGACAACAUCAGCUGGGUGAUUAUGGAUAGGGGCGAACUGAACCUGCUUCCAGAUCACAACCUGGAGGGCCGAUUCUCCAUGGACAACUCGAUGUGUAUUCUGAAGCAAGUGAAGGCCAGUGACGCAGGACUGUAUCAGGUCACUGAUCUACAGGGCUUCUCCGUGUCAAAAUUCUACUUGGGGGUGGAACCAUACAGGCUGCCUAAUGUCUUUUUGGCAGUGAUUUCUCUGCUGGCUUUGCUGGUGGUGCUGCUGCUGGUGUGUUUGGUGUCAUGUCUGGUGAAGGUGCGCAAAAGGGCAGCAAAAGCCAAAGCCAUCGAGAAGAUUGCAAAAAAUGCAGGCAAAGAGGAAGGAAAUGCCUUUAGACAGGUAGUGAAGGAAGCUUGCUGCCGUCAAAAUGAUGACGCUCCGGCUCUCUCACAAAAAGAAGAUAUUACAGAGAAAUCCCAGAGCACUGAAAUCAGCAUUAAGGGUCUAGAAGUGUCUGCUAAGGACACAAGUAUCCAUGAAAAGAACCUGGAGACCAGCGACUCAGGAGUAGGCUUCACCACUGCAGGCCUUCCACUGGACAGUGAUACUGAGGCACCAACAGUACCCAUUGGAGAAACCGAUUUCCUGAGCUCCUCUGUUGCUUCUGAUGCCAAACCUAUUGCCAAACAAGAGUCCAAACUAACUCCGUCUUCACCUCCCAAACCAGCACCAACCCCUGAGGCGAAGCCAGUAUCCGAGACACCGGUUUCAGCAGCAUUGAAGCCAGCACCGUCUCCUGAACCCAAACUCUCUGUAACACCAACACAAGAAACAAAAACGACCAUCUCGCCCACUCCUGAGUCGAAACCAAGCUUGAGUCCGUCUCCAGACCCAAAGCCUGCAGUGACACCCGAGUUGAAACCAGCGGUUAGCCCUUCUCCUAAAGCCACACCAACCCUAGAAGUCAAACCAACUCCCACUUCUGAUGUCAAACCACCCCCAAGUCCUGAACCUCCAAAAGCGGCGACACCAACACCUGACUCAAAACUAGCCGCCACCCCAACUAAAAUGGCAGUCUCUCCAGCUUCUGAUCUCACACCAACCAAACCUGAUGGCACACCAUCUGCUGUGAGUCCUUCAUCAGCAGCUACUAUUGCAACUCCUGACACCAAGCCUGCCCUCUCCCCAACUCCUGAUGCAAAACCAACCACUAAUGGUACCCUUGAGUCCACCCCAGAUAUAGGAUCUUCUGAGUCUAGUGCUAUCCCUGCAAAAACCCCAGAGACUGAAAAAAGCUCCGGAAAGGUUCCCGAGGUCAUCUCGACCGGGGCUCCAGCUCCAGAGGCCAAGCAAGACUCGGCCUCCGCCAGCGAUGGUGCUCCUGCCUCAGGAGUGGAGGAAACUUCCACCACCUGAGGUCCAAACCCCUGCCUGCUUACUGCUCCCUCCACAUGUCUUUUAACACCGCUGACAAUCGAGAUCUAACAACAAGCAAAAACUCACCAACUUAUUAUGGGAGGGCAAUUUUAGUCUACUAAAUCUCACUCUUAAUGCAUAACUAACAUACACUGUAGAUUUACCUGAUUAAUUCAUAUUUAAUCACUUUGUAACACGGUUCUAUAAACACAGAGACAUACCACUACAGGUGUUCCAUUGACUUUAUCUAAUGCAGGCUGAGAAAGGCUGCCCCUUACAUGCAAACAAGAUGUACAGAUGCAACAUCCUUAUGAUACCUAAAUAUGAUUCCACUGCAUGCAAAAAAAAAAAAAACAACAAAAAAAAAUAUCAAGAGAAUGAACUAACUUCAAUUAAUCUUUGAUGUAUUUGAGGAUUGUGGUAGUGAACUGGGUGACGGUGACCAUAGAUCCAAAAGAGCAGUCUUCUUCUUGUUCCUACCCCAGAGACAUUGGCUCCAUAUAUUUCUUUUCAAGCCUUAAAGAAUAACAUCCACAUCAAUCGAAACAAUCAUCGGUACAAAUCAGAAAAUAACACUGAAGGUUAAAAAGUAUACCGAUCUGAAAAUGUUUACUGAGCUGGAAGAAAGAAAAAAAAAAAGAUCUGACGCGGAACACCUAGGAACGCUUGACAAUUACCAAAACCUGGACCUUUCUGACGGAACUGUUUUUUUUGGAGUAAUUCCACUGAAAAGAACAUUUCCAGGCCGCAUUACAAACGCUAGAACCCAUUUUACAGGAUUCUCUCUCCCAAUGUCAACACACGAGCAGAGCUUUCCAACACAGGACUGACUUAAAAAGGUAAUCGGGAAAAACCUACUAAUGUAAAGUCAUAACAUUCCUUCUUUUCAAGUUAUUUCUACUGUUAGAUACUUUCAGUAAUAUAGGCAAAAACAAAAAAAAUUUAGAUUUAGAUCUAACUGGCAUGUUACAGUAUUUGUUUAUGGCUGCCUAUUCUGAAUUGUGUAAUGUUUUAUGAGGAACUGCAGAAUGAUUUGAAAUGGUCCCAAAUACUUGUAGAUUGAGAUGAAGGGUUUAGUUACUGAUCUUAACCAUGGACUUACUUAAAUACGGGGAGACGAUCAUAAAUCGGUGCUUUUACUCCAGGAAUCUUAGGAACGAUUGAUUGUUUGGUCGAUAGAGUUUCAUUAAGUUUUCCCAUCAGCUAUCAGAAUCAGUUUACAGAGAUUUUGGGUGCCUCUUGUGGAAUCUGACCACCACUGCCCUUUUGCUAUUGCACCAAUAGUGUAGGAAAGGAAGCAGUUCUCUGUGAGCUGUUUGGGGCGGGAUUCUCUUUUAUUCGGAAAAGGCUCGUAGUUCGUUUACAUGACGUCAGGGUGUAACUAUAGAAAGUCAGAUUUUAGUAUCGGGUAGAUUUUGCGAACACAGACGAUGCCUGAACCUCAUACUGUAAAACAUCAUACAGACACUAAGAAGACUAAGUUUACUGUAGCGCACCGAUGGAAAAAGGUCCAGACUUGAGUUUCGGAUUAAAGCACAAAAUAUGAUCUCGAUCUGAGGCUUUACAACAUUUUUGAAACCACGGCAUUACCAACACCCUCCUCCCUCGCCAUUACCUCAGAAUGGCCUUGUUCUUUCUAAGCCUUUUGCACUUGUAUCAGUAUUAUGAAUCGAAAUUUUAAAGCCGUGCGGUCUUACGGCGUACGUAACAUGACAUGACACAUAACAAGUGCGUUUGUAAGUCACUUGUAUUACCCACUCUAGAUAAUUAGCCACCGGUAAUGUUUAUAAAUAACAUUCUAUCUGGUUUUUUUGCCUUUUUAUCACUGUAUGAGAAGUUUUACGCCAAAAACGUUGCCUCGAUAUCUCAAAAUCACAGAAUUAUCAGAUAGAAUCAUAUAAUUAUACGAUCUCAGAUGGCUCAGAAAUAAGACUUCUGUUACAUAAUUAGUAGCUGUAGUUGCAGAGGGUAUGCUAGCUACUAAUAUUACCCAAUCUAAUAAAUCUUACGAUCACUCUCGCUUUCACAAUCUCUCGCUCUCUAACCUAAGUGCUAUAGGCCAUGAGCCGUUUUACUCCCCAAACAGCUGGUCUGUCAUUUCAAGAUCGAUUUAAGCAAUACUAAGUGCAAAGACUAUGCACAUUCGCACACGUCAGUCAUUAAGGCGGGAGCUCGUAAAACGGGUUCCGCAAGGCAAUGACGAAGGAUAUGCACCAUUUUUCUUCUACACUUAAUAAGAAUCGGUGAAUUGCACAUCGAGUAUAUAAGCAUGCUAUUAUUAUGUCCAUAGUCCCUGUGUCAUGAUUCAUUUAGAUCAAAUCCGCAAAUCUAAUCUGAUCCAAUUCAUGAGGCAAUCAGAAACGCCGAAGGAAUAAACAAUCCAUACAUGAAGACGUUUGGUUAUAUGGCAUGAAUACACUUGGGAACUCGCUGAGAUUAUUGUAGGUUUAAUUAAAGCUACACCUUGUUGUUUUUUAACCAAUUAAAACGAAUGAACAAAACGUUCCCUAGUGAGCAUAUUCUGUAAACUAAAGUUCUGAUUUUCUACAGCAUGGUAGUACUAGUACAUUGGAGUGCAUCAGGGUCUACAGAGUGACAGGAAAAGGGUCAGGCAUGCAUAUCGCUAUUUCCUCUGCACCAGAUGAAGGUGAAACGCCUUGCUCAAGGGCACGACGGCAUUUAACAAAGCAGAAUGGGGGCAACUGACCCAUUCUUCCAGACACCAGCUCUUAAACAUAGUCUCCGUAAGACGAUGAAAUCUCUCUUUGUAAUCCGUUCACUAACCUGUAAACUCUUCACCCUGUCACGUGCUUCACUGGAACGCGAAGACACACGUACACAGCCGAUGACUGAAAUGCUAGUUGAAAACGAUUAUAUAACCUCUAGACGAGUAGUAGUCAUAGUAACUAAGUGUGUUUGCUAAAAGAUAGCUAAGAUAUAGCAUGAACUCAGUGAAAUCAUUUUCUGAACACUGCUAAGUGAUAACAUGCAUCCCUUUUUGUAAAAAACAAAACAAAACAAAACAAAAAAACAACAGUGCUGUUUUGUUUAAUAUUUAGUGUACGCCCACCAAGGCGGUGCAAUGAUUUGUCUCCACACAUGUUUGUAGUGUGUGCGCAGUAUGUGUGUGUAUUCCGUGUUUGGUACUUGUAUUUACUAUUGGCAUAUAUGCAUUAGAUGGAUGUAUGUGUGUGUAUGGGUUCUGUGUUUACAAUAAGACUACACUGGAUAAAUGAUGGGUCAUGAACACCACUGGUUGCUGGCAAUUCCUCAACCAUUUCAUAAGGAAAGCUGCCCCGUUUUUAACAUCCCACCGCCUGUAGCUGUUUCUGCUCUCUCUUUCUCUCUCUCUCUCUCUUUCACAUACACACACACACACACACACACAAAACUCAAGACCUUACAUAAGACCUCCGUUUCAAUUUCCGUGGCUAAUUGUUGGGCUGUGACAUCAGGAGUGACGGGAUGUGAUGUGAUGUACAAUAACUGCAGGGUUUGCGUGUUUUUUAUGGUGUCACAGCGCAGAUGGAGAUGUUUGACCGGUAAUGUGUGUGAUUUAUAGAUUUUAGGAGCUCUUAUAUCUCUGUACUGGAGAUUUGUACCGCUUUCCUCUUCAGAGAACAGUAGGUCAAAGGAUCAGCAGGUCAUUUACCGAAGCAUGUUUUUCUUUCCAACUAAAAUGGUUCAAAUUUAAACAAACGAAAACAAACAACUGUCGAUCAGUUUUAGAGACUAGAGCUAAAAAUCAAAUUGCUUAAAGAUAUAUCGAGUCAUGAAAAGGGGGAAAAGGUCGAGACAUCUGUACUGGGUUGUCGUUAGCGAAUACUUUUGGUCAUGGUGGAUUUACGGUGAGGAUGAUUGGUCAGUGUAUGUUGUUUUCAUUUGUUUGUUUUUUUUCAUUUUGAAAUGAAAAUGGCUCCUUUUUCUUUUUUUAUUUAAAAAAAAAAAAAGGAAACAAUAAAACAGGAAAUAAUUUUUUUUUUCAGAAAAUAAUUUAAAAAAACAAAAAAAAACAACAACCUAAAUAUUGAAACAUUUUAAUUGCUUCAACUUGUUCAUCACACAAAGUCUAGAAAUCAUAUACGAAUCCAAUAAAUAAAUAAAUAAAUGAAUCAGGAACACUGCAAUACAUUUCAGCAUGAACCAACGUGACCUGGAAGUACAAGCAGGCUCUUCAACAGAUUAUUCUCUAGAACCGUAUAAAGAUAUGCUAAAAAUGGGAUCAACAUAGAGUCCUGUGCAAAAGUCUUGAAAAGACAUACUGUAAUGCCUAAGGAUGCCUUCAAAAAUAAUGAAAUUAAACCUUCCUACAUAGGUAUUGAAUUUUAU